AUGCCGCAACACGAUCGUCUAAGAAUCACGGCAAUCCUGGCCCAUAUCAGCUUCGAAGAAGCUUUCCUUCAACGUAAUGAGAUUCCCAUCAAUCUCAUGGGAAGCGAGGUAAUCGGUCACAGCAGAUGGGUAUACCUGGUAAAGUGGGAACUCACUCAUGGCGCUUUCACUAAAAUCUGGAAACCAGGCGAUCGCUUAUAUUGUGAAGAACUUGACGAAUACAAUGAGAAACAUGGCUUGACAGAAGAUAGAAAUACGAGCUGGGCGUUGGUUCAUUUCACCUGUGUCAAAGAAAAAGAAAACGAUGAAAAAGGCGAAAAAGAACAAAAUUAA
Cylicocyclus nassatus is the source of this 333-nucleotide messenger RNA. The record is from the annotation of a GenBank genome assembly. NCBI's taxonomy places the organism in Eukaryota, Metazoa, Nematoda, Chromadorea, Rhabditida, Strongylidae.